This is a messenger RNA of Trichobilharzia regenti, 2469 nucleotides long. NCBI's taxonomy places the organism in Eukaryota, Metazoa, Platyhelminthes, Trematoda, Strigeidida, Schistosomatidae. The record is from the annotation of a GenBank genome assembly.
AUGCCUCACAUGAAUGAUAAAUACAUGAAUCUGCCCAUUUCACAUAAUGGCACAUCUGAGUACACAACAAGAACAACAACAACAACAACAAAGUACAGUAAUAAUGAAAUGCACAUGGUUAUACCUGGGAAUCCAUCAAAACAAUCGAGUUAUACUGAACAAAUAAUACCUCCUGGGAGCAGUAACAAAAUGGCUAUAAAAUUAAGUCAGAUUAUGAAACAGUUAUCACGAAAAAUGUGCAGACAAUUACUACUUCCAAAUGAAUAUACAGAAUUGAAAUCUGUACCACAGUUAGAAAAAUCGUUAAAUGUCGCCAAGUCUAUUUCAAAUAGAGUCUUGUAUGCUAAAUUUAAUAGAAGUAAUCAACCGGAGGAGGAAGAGAAAAAGAAGGGGAAAAAUUCGAAAGAAGCCCAAGAUGAAAAUAAUGAUGACAAUAUCGACGAGAAUAUUGAUGAUUACCAAUAUAAGGAUUUCGGUUAUGGUCAGGCUGAUAGAGAAGGCGAACUCCGAGAAUACAUUCUAAGUGCGAUGAACAAAAAUUCGCCUAGAAAACAUCUUUAUGGGAGUUUACCAAAAAAAGCAACAACACAUAUGCAUAGUAGAACACAAACUGUUGGCACUCAAAUUACAAGCAAGCAUAAAUCCUUUAAAGAUGGAAAGCAGUCACCACCUAUUGAGCAUUUGUUUCUAUCCACAUAUGCUCCAGAGUUUACAGGAUCGCCAACUGCACAACACUUACAAGAGAAUUUAAAUCGAAUGCUGAACCAACUCAUAAGCAAUGAACCCAAUAAGUUAAACAACAAUGUUGGUGCACAGAGCAAUGAUGCCAUUGAAAAUAUUACAUCAUUCAAUAUGACAGAUUACCCACUGAUGAUGGACCUCUUGGAAAAUCAGAAAGGACUCUGCGAAUCCACAUCAAUUCAUAGAGAUUCUGCUUGCGAAUCCGAUAGUCUGUCUACAUUAACGGAUGAAUUAUAUUCAUUUAAAAAUUCCUUUGAGUUCCUUGAAUCCACAUCACAUCAAACAUUACCUAAAAUAACUAACGAUUCAAUGUUUUCAUCUACUACAUGGCAAAAAUUCAUGGAGUUAUGGAAUCGUUCAAUUAACGAAGAACGUUUAUUUUGGCAAAAACAGUUACUGGAGAGAACUAAAUUUAAUUAUUAUAAUGAUAAUGAAUUAAUCGAUAUAAAAUCUCUUCUAAACGAUGCUAGCCAUUUUCAUACUGAAGAGCUACGUUUAUUGUGGAAACAAAUCUACGAAAGCUGGGUGCCACGUGACUAUCUACAAUACUUUUCGGAUGAAACAAGGAAAGUAUUUGUCAACUUAAAUCUUGUCAUCGAGAAAUUGCUGUCCUUCAUUGAGAAAAACAGCAGUGACAUUACCUCACUGAAUCUAAUCAAUCUUCAAAGUGACGUGAAAUGUAACCUCACAAGGUAUAUGCAUACUCGUCUGGAGAAUCAGAAACAGUCUCAGCAGACAAGAAGGUGCACAGCACACAAUUUACAUCUUGAAUUGAAUAAACGACUAUCCAACUCGUGUAGCUCAAUUGAUAAGAUCAAGAAUGUAGCUGAAGCAUCGAAGACUCAGUCGUCAGUUGAUGAGGAUCACAGAAUAAAUUUCAAUAAAAUGAGAGAAAUACUAAAAAUGAGUCAUCAACAACUCUUAGAACAAAUUUAUCAUGUGACUGAUAUGGUUGGCGCUGCACUUGAUACAGACCUGGAAGAUGUGAUCAAUGGAGUACACCUCGAUGGAUCAGAGAAUAGAAAUGCUAAUGGAAAAAGCAAUUUUGAUGCAAGAAGUUCAAUGGCCGCUGAUAUGCUUACAAGUCCAUCAGCUCCAGGCCUGCAAGUUGUAGCCAAACUGCACAGUGCUAUACUUGAUUUAGAAACACGCUUGGAUACAAUGUGUAAUAAUAAUCCAAUAAUUGCUGAGAAUAUAACAAAUUCAAUUGUAGAGUGCAGCUUAAAUCAAGGCGACAAAAAUAUCAUUAACCAUGAAGCAUUUGCGUCUGAUCGAUAUCAAAAGCUGAAUGGAGGUUGUACCGCAGACCUACUAGACAUAAUGACCUCAGGAUCGAAUAAACAUGAUACUGAAGGUGCACAAAUAGAUGAUUUACAAAAUACACAACUCAUGAAUGUCAUCGGAGAUAGUGUGAAUAUUAAAAAUCAUAUUUCAGGAGAUAUUUCCUCGGUUCCCCUAAGCAAAGUAGUUUACAGUAGUUGAGAUGAUAUUGAUAGGCAACUUGAUGGCAAAAACAUUUAAAUCCUCAACAGAAAUUUUAGAGAAAUUACUAAAGAUUUGUUUAACUAAACAUCUUGCAAACUCAAUAAUCCACUGCUACAUGCAAUAACCUUAAAUCAUACUAUUCUCAAACGACUAAUUAUUCUAUCUUUUGCAUAAUAUCUAUCUACUUAGUUAAAAGUUACAUUUUUUCAAAGUUUCUUCAUUUAUUUUAAUUCUUAUUUGUUU